Aspergillus udagawae is the source of this 978-nucleotide messenger RNA. RefSeq lists its product as uncharacterized. The transcript has a single exon. Bases 1 to 978 code for a protein of 325 amino acids. Gene Ontology annotation, molecular function: oxidoreductase activity. The record is from RefSeq and is a predicted model, not a curated record. Lineage: Eukaryota; Fungi; Ascomycota; Eurotiomycetes; Eurotiales; Aspergillaceae.
AUGAAGGCAAUUAUUAUAGAAAAGUUUGGGGGGCCCGAGUCCCUGGUGAUUCACGAGGUGCCAACCCCAGAGCCAAGACAGGGAGAGGUCGUCAUUCGGAUCAAGGCAUUUGGCGUCAAUCAUGCCGAGAUGCACAUGCGAAAGGGCGAAUGGGCAGAAUGGGUGCCAAUCAGUGGGAUCGAGUGUGUCGGUGAGGUGGCCAGCUGUCCGGGAGGUGAAUUUGAAGAAGGCACGCCUGUUGCCAGCCUCAUGGGGGGACUCGGUCGUACAAUCAGCGGAAGUUAUGCUGAGUUUACUCGAGCCAAGGUUUCAAAUGUUGUUCCACUCGGUCCAGCUGCAGCUCAACUGCGCUGGGACCAGCUCGCGGCUAUCCCGGAGUCAUAUGCGACAGCAUGGACCUGUCUAUUCCGGAAUCUCGAGAUACGGGCAGGCCAGCAGCUUUUGAUCCGAGGUGGGACGUCCGCCUUUGGGAGAUCUGCAAUCAAUCUAGCGGUCAAUGCGGGAGUGCAUGUCACCUCCACGACGCGCAGCGAAGAUCGUAUCGCACAGCUCAAAAAACUAGGGGCUGAAGAUGUUCUCAUUGAAGGCCCUAAUCUCUCUAUGCGCGCUCCGAAGAAGUUUGACGCUAUACUCGAGCUGAUAGGGAAUAGCACUGUUCUUGAUUCGCUAAAGAUCGUGCAUCGGGGUGGCCGUGUGUGUCUAGCGGGCUGGUUGGGCGGACUUGCACCUAUUCCGGAAUUUAACCCUCUUCUGCAGAUGGCGAGCGGAGUACAUCUUAGCUUUUUCGGCAGCUUUGUCUUUGGAAGUCCCGAAUUUCCCUUGUCAGAUGUUCCUCUCCAAGAGAUUGUUACAAUGGUGGCUCGGAAGCAAUUUAAUGCUGAUCCUUGGAGAGUAUUCGAUUUUGAAGAAAUCAGAGAAGCUCAUCGUCUGAUGGAGGCCAAUGAGGCACAUGGGAAAAUGGUGGUCACCGUGAAUUGA